ACAAUUUUGAGUAUGUUCGUUACCCCUGGUUGUUUCCUGAAGUGGUCUGCUACUGUGGAUGAUAUUGUUGAGAGAACAUCAACCUUAAUCAGUCAUGCCGUUUCAGUAUAUGACAAAGUGGGAUCAUCUGAACCUGCUUCUUUUAAGUCAGUUGUUCUACUUAUGUCACUGUUUGAAGCUGAAUAUCAAACAGAAAAAAACGCUAUAGACUUCCUUCAACAUAUUUCCGCUUGUAAAGCUAUAAGAGACGCCAGUUAUGAUGCCACUCGUAGACUUUCUGAUGUGAAGGUUGAAUUAGAGAUGCGAAAGGACGUAUUUGAGAAGUUUGUUUCAGUUCAAAAAAAUAUAGAUCCAUCAUUCCCCGAUGAAUAUCGUCGUUAUGUUGAUAGAAAAGUUCAGCUCGGUCGGAGAAAUGGUCUUCAUCUGGAUGACGAUAAAAGGAAGUUGAUAGAAGCCUUGAAUAAGGAAGAAAAUCAAUUGUGCAUUGAUUUCCAACGUGCUCUAAAUGAAGAGAACACUUUGUUAGAGUUUACAGAUGAGGAAUUGACUGGAUGUCCUGCUGAUUUCAUUGAUGGUUUGAAAAAGCUCCCUUCUGGCAAACGUGAAGUAUCUCUCAAAUAUCCACACUACUUCCCGAUCAUGCAAAAAGCGUCUAAUCCAGAAACAAGGAGAACAUUAGAAACAGCUUUUAAUUCGAGGUGUGUUAAAGAAAAUUCACCCAUAUUGAAACGUUUAAUGGAACUACGAAAAGAACGUGCAACAGUUCUCGGUUUUUCUACACAUGCAGAUUUUAUGCUUGACUUAUAUACGACUAAAACUUCUGCGAAUAUUAGCGAAUUUUUAAAUAAUCUUGGUAAUAAACUCGAAAAACUCCGACUGAAAGAGAUUACUCGCUUACUGGAAUUGAAAAAAGAAGAGUGUGACCGUUUAGGAUAUACGUUUAAUAAUUGCCUAAAUCCAUGGGACACACGAUAUUAUAUGAAUAUGGUUAAAGAACGAGAUUAUUCCGUCGAUGAAGUGGCUCUAAAGAAAUAUUUUCCAUUGGCCACUGUAAAAUCAGGUAUAUUGCGAUUGUAUCAACAACUGCUUGGUUUAAGAUUUGAGCGUGUUUCAAAUGCAGAAGUUUGGCACGAAGAGGUAGAAAUGUAUUCAGUGAGUGAUUCUCAAUCUGAUAGUUUGUUAGGUUAUUUCUAUCUUGACCUGCAUCCACGUGAAGGUAAAUAUGGACAUGCAGCUGUAUUCGGUUUACAACCAGGAUGCCGUAGAUUGAUGAACUCCAAUAAUAUUACAGUGGAUGAACAUAGUCAUUCCCCAUCAUUGGAAACCUCUGAACGUCAAUUGGAUAUAUCAGCAAUGGUUACUAAUUUCACUGCACCAGAUAAAGAAACUGGCCAAUGCUUUCUAUUUCAUCAUGAAGUUGUGACUUUCUUCCAUGAAUUUGGUCAUCUUAUGCACCAUGUAUGUUCACAUACUGAAACAGCUUUAUUUAGGUAAGUAAAUGUUUCUAGAGAUUGAAAUGAAGAGUAAAUUUUGGUUAAAUAUACGUGAAAUUCAUUUAUUCCUGGUCUAUAGUUUUUGUAAUCAAGCGGAUUGGUGGCUCAGCAAUUAAAACGCUCGACUUUCAGCCACUAAGCCACUGGUUCGAACCACUCUACAAUUACUCAAUUUUGACAAAUGAGCUUAGAAUCUAUGACCCUCACUCAUAGAGUGUUUUUUGAAGCCUCCCAAAUUAUUAUGUACUUGGUGAAUCAGUUGAAUUAUGUCGUAAAUAUUGACAUUGGGUAGAGCUAUUCAUUGUGGUAGUCGGAAACGUAUGCUUUAAUAUGUACCUACGACGCUACGUUUCACACAAUGUUCAUAUUUCAGUGUUUUAUCACGUUAUCGAUGUUUAUUCAGUUGUUCGAUUAACAAUCUGUAACGAAUUAUUUUUCGUAGAUAACUAAUUAAUUAGUUAUUUAUAAUUGACCUCCCUUUCUAAACAUCAUUUUCAAUAUGGUUGAUACAAUAAAACCGACUUCAAAUAUAUAUGUAGUAUUUUUGUUUUCUUGCAACGUAGUUUCAUCGACAUAUUUCUUUUGCUGCUGAACUUCGUUUUGGGAUUCCGUUACUCAACAGGCUAAUGUUUCUUUACGAAAUUGUCCUCCAAUAUAAAAUUAAUUAUUUAUUUAGAGAAAUCACUCCUGUUUGUUAAUUUAGUUAAAACAAUGAACAGAUGGAGUUGAUUUGGAAAAAUGUAAUGCAUUUGUGUUAUGCAUUUCAAACAAUCUGGUCACACGUAUACUUGUCAACGCACUUAUACAUGAAAACUAAUAGUGAUCGAUAGAAUGGAAUCACCGACAGACAUCAAUUGAUAGUUGUAAAUAAAGAUCAUAUGGAAAGAAUAUAAAAUUGUUACAUCACCAUCUUACCCUAUAAAAUAGCUCAAAGGUUGAUUACCAGGGAAGACUCAGGGUUACGAAAAAUUAGUUCCGUAAACAUAAAGGCGUUUGAAUUUGCGAAUAACCAAGGAUACUAUAAACCUAAGAAUUCAUCCAUGACAAUUUCUACACAAUGUUUUAAAAGUUGUGUUAAUGUAAAUUGUAUGAAGAGUGGAAUAGAGAAGGGAUGACAAAAUACUGAAGCUACUUUUUAUGAGAUACUGUUUCGCUUAAUUGAAAGUCUGUUUUGUGACUUUUUAUUCCGAAACCUUGCCCUUUUGUCUUUACAGCUACGGUUUGAUCUGGAAAUGGAAUGUAAAAGAUCUCCGUCACGCUCUCUGCCUUAUGCUCGGCCAGCAUUUUAGGGAAGCGUUCAAAGCCUUGCGAAGUAUGAAACAACCACUUGCAUCUUCCUCACUAUUCACCUACAAUUUAUUACGAAGUCGGAUCAAGGACUUUUAAGGUUUUACUUCAUCUGUCGUUACUGUAAUUAAUUCUAGUGUUUUUCUAGAAACUUUUCAGUAUCAUAAAACUGUUCUUCAUUUAAAGCAGUUAGUCCCCUUCAGGUGUAUAGCAAUGAGAUGUCAUUCAGUCAGCUACAACGUAAGACCAGGCACGUAUAUGCAUCUUUCAAAAUUACCACACAUAAUUAGCUCAACAAGAUGACCACCAAAUUUAUAGAAGUAAUUACUUCAAUGGUAGUAAUAUGUAAAAGAAAGAUUACAUAUAAGGAUAUGGUGUUGUGGUGUAUGCUACUUAUGUUUGCCGAUAUAAUUAGUAUGUAACACCAGUCGAAAGUGAAAUGUCUGCGAACAGAAAGUUGAGAAGAUUAGAAUGCAGAGGAGAGAGAAGGAAAUUGAAAGUAAUCAAGAUAACAACGAGAAUGAAGGGACGGUGAGGCUUGUAAUAGACGAUUCAGAGAUGAUGUGCAAAUCAUAUAUGAUUUUCACAUUUUGUUAAACCACUGUGUGACCGUGCAUUAAAAAAUAAAUUGGUUAUCCCCAUCUGAGUGUUCAUUCACUACACUAUUUCUAAACUCAUUUAGACUCAUCAAGAUGUUUUAUUCAUUGACGAGAUUACUUUAGGGUCGACGGAGAUAGACUUACUCUGUAUAGUAGAAUCCAAUGAGGAUUUUUAAUCCUAAUUAGACAUCAGAUUGUGUGAAGGUGUAUACCCCUUGAAUAUUGGAUUUUGAACUAGAGACAAAGCAUUGAUAACAUUUACACCAUGAUGAAUAAAGACUUAAGUUAUCCCGUUGUUGAUAUUGUUGACUGAAUUUUGGUCAGUCGUUGUUGACAUAUGUGUAUCGUGUGUAGACUAUCUCGAUAUAACCACUUUGUCGUAAGUCUUAUGGACUCGAUGCGUUGUUGUUAGCAGUAGUGAAUAUCAAGAACGAGAUAAUUCUAAACCCUUACCAUUAAUGGUUAUGCAAACUCACUAGCUCAUGGAAUAGCAAUUUUGGCGUUUUGAGUAGAACAUACUGAGUGUGUGCCCCAAUGUGACCAUCGAUAUACUGUAAUGAAUGUAGAUUGAGCUACGACGAGUCUCAAAUAGGAAGAUGACACGGGCGUUCAAGAUUUCACUGCUCUUUACUGUCCAUUUAUUAUGUUGAUAACAUUUGUUCUUAUUUACUUGUUGUUGUUUUUUUAAUCUCUGAAGUGGUACAGCUGUAGAAACAGAUUUUGUUGAGUGUCCAUCACAAAUGCUGGAAAAUUGGGUAUGGAAUGUUAACGGACUGAAAGCGGUACUUGGUACAAAUGAUGAUCCAAUUCCAAAAGAUUUAUUAGCUAGUCUAAUUAAUUCACGUAUAGCAAAUGCUGGUCUAUUUUAUUCUCGACAAAUACUUUUAGCCUCAUUCGAUCAAGCCAUUCAUACAACGAACUGGGAAGUGAGUUUGAUGUUUUUUGGAUGAUCCUCUAGUUACUUUUACGAAUUUAAGUGAAAAAUGGUUGGGUAUUCAACCGAUACCAGAUACUUUUUGGCCUGCAUCUUUUGUUCAUUUAACUUGUGGUUAUGAUGCACGUUUCUAUAGUUAUUUAUUGAGUAGAGUAUACAGCACUGAUAUGUUUGAAUCACGUUUUCAAUGUGCUAUGGAUAGUGGUUGCUUAAGUAAAUCAGUUGGAAGAGAUUAUCGUGAGAAAAUUCUCCGUCCUGGUGGUUCUAAAGAUGCUGCAGAUAUGUUGAAAGAUUUUCUUGGACGUGAACCAAAUGAUGAUGCUUUCUUCAAAUUAUUAAAUGUUAAUUUACCAUAAUUGAAGUCAUUUGUCUUUCAACUUUUAUUUUGUAAAGAGAUUUAAUUAUUUUUAUUUGAUUCCUUAUUGUUUCUUAUUUUCAAUAAAAGUUUUUCCC
Schistosoma bovis is the source of this 4766-nucleotide messenger RNA. Lineage: Eukaryota; Metazoa; Platyhelminthes; Trematoda; Strigeidida; Schistosomatidae. The record is from the annotation of a GenBank genome assembly.